Messenger RNA from Gloeophyllum trabeum ATCC 11539, 1791 nucleotides. Its product is annotated as FAD/NAD P-binding domain-containing protein. The record is from RefSeq and is a predicted model, not a curated record. The transcript has 15 exons. The coding region runs from base 1 to 1791 and encodes 596 amino acids. Lineage: Eukaryota; Fungi; Basidiomycota; Agaricomycetes; Gloeophyllales; Gloeophyllaceae.
AUGUCCGACGGCGCAUCUACGACCGAGCCAAUUAUGAGCGCACCUGAGUUUCCCGAGUACAAGCCGGGCGAGUUCUCUAUUGAUGAGUACAGGACUAUCAAGGUUGUCUGUAUUGGCGCGGGCUUCAGCGGCAUUGCUGCAGGAAUUCGGUUUCCGCAAAAGGUACCCAAUGUGAAUCUGACGAUAUAUGACAAGAAUCCAGCAGUGGGCGGUACUUGGUACCUGAACAAGUACCCCGGCCUGGCUUGCGACCUUCCUUCCCACACUUACCAAUAUACCUUUGAAGAAAAUACUGACUGGUCGGCAUUCUAUGCCCCUGGUCCCGAGAUCCGUGCUUACCUCGAACGCGUCGCGGACAAAUACAAAGUGCACAAGUAUCUCAAGCUAUCGCACGAGCUCACAGGCGCGUACUGGGACGCGCAGAAUUCACAGUGGCGCCUGACGCUCAGGCGACCUUCCCCGAACUCCACGCCAGAGAAUCCGCAGUAUGAGGAUAUUGAAGACACGGCGGACGUGCUGUUCACGAGUCUCGGUUCACUUGGCCGAUGGAGUUGGCCGGACAUCGCAGGACUGUCCGAUUUCAAGGGUCGGGUGCUGCACAGCGCGCAAUGGGACGUUACUGACGGCCAUUGGGAAGAGGGCGUACGUGAUUGGGGGGACAAGAAGGUCGGAGUAAUUGGCGUGGGAAGUUCCGCGAUUCAGAUUGUGCCCGCGCUGCAACCGAAGGUGAAACAGGUAGUGAAUUUUGUGCGCGGGAAGACAUGGCUCGCGACACCGUUCUCGGGCGAGAAGAUGGCGGAGCUGUUGAAGCUCAAUCCCGGUGCUACGAACUAUAAGUUCACCGCACAGGACAAGAAACGCUUCAAGGAAGACCCGGAGUUUUACAGGAACUUCCGACACGAGCUGGAAGCUGAUUUGAACUCCAUCCACGGCGUGACGCUGCGAGGGAGUACGCAGCAGCAAGGUGCUCGCGAGGCGUUCAAGGAGAACAUGAAGAAAAGAUUGGGGAAGAAGCCAUGGAUAGCGGAGCACAUUAUCCCCGAUUUUCCGGUCGCGUGCCGCCGACUGACGCCCGGGCCCGGAUAUCUCGAGGCGCUGUGCGAGGAUAAUGUGACGUUUGAGACGUCGGAGAUUAAGCGGGUGACGCCGACCGGGAUUGAGAUGGCGGACGGGCGACACUACGAGCUGGACGUGAUCGUCUGCGCGACGGGCUUCGACACGUCCUUCAAGUACCCGUUCCCCUUCGUCGGACGCGACGGAGUCACCCUACAGGACAAGUUCACGCCUCACCCGAAAACAUACUUGGGCAUUUGCGUCGACGGGUUCCCCAACUGGUUCCAGAGCCUUGGGCCAAACUCGUUUGUUGGCUCGGGGAGUUUGGUGUUGAUUAUCGAGCGGCAACUGGAGUAUUGCGUGCAGGCGACGCUGAAGAUGCAGAGGGAAAGACUUCGGAGUAUGGAGGUGAAAAAGGCAGCGGUGGACGACUUUGAUGAGUAUUUGGAGGCGUAUUUUGCGAAAACCGUUUUCAGCCAGAAGUGUCGAUCCUGGUAUAAGAUGGGCAAGGAGGAGGGCCGCGUAGUUGGUCUCUGGCCCGGAUCAUGUCUGCAUGCAGCCCGCACACUGGCACAUCCUCGCUGGGAAGACUUCGAUUAUACCCUGUUGGAGCCCAUCAAGAAUAGGUUCCACUGGCUUGGGGACGGGCAGACGUAUAACGAGAAGACCAAUUCAGGCGAUCGUGCUUGGUACUUGAGCCCAGAAGAAGUGGACAUACCACCUGUUCCCAAAGAUUAG